Molecule: messenger RNA, 2139 nt
Organism: Thlaspi arvense
Lineage: Eukaryota; Viridiplantae; Streptophyta; Magnoliopsida; Brassicales; Brassicaceae
Source: the annotation of a GenBank genome assembly
AUCUCGCAAGCAGCACCACUCACUCUAAAUCUCUCUCUCUCGCUCCUUUUUUCCGUCCACAGAUCUCCGAAAAUGGCCCUUGAAAUCCAACUUUCGUGCGAUUCCGACGGUGCAUGCAUGCGAUGUAAGGUGACGAUUCCGUCGGAAGAGUGUCUCACUUGCAGCACGUGCGUUACGCCGUGGCACGUGUCGUGUCUCCGGUCCCCUCCCAAAACCCUAGCUUCCACACAGGCGUGGGAGUGUCCCGAUUGCUCCGGCGUCGUCGAUCCCGUUUCGGUUUCCGAAGCCGACGGGUUUAAACCCGACGGCUCAAGCCUUGUGGCGGCGAUCCGUGCGAUCGAGGCUGAUGAGUCUCUGACUGAGGCACAGAAGGCUAAGAAGAGGCAGAGGCUGUUGAGCGGUAAAGGUGAUGAGGAGGACGAGGAAAAGGACACAACAGAUGUUUUGGCUGCUCUUAAGGAAAGUUUCCAAUGUAUCAUCUGCCUCCAAUUGCUCGAAAAGCCAGUCACGACACCGUGCGGGCACAACUUCUGCCUCAAGUGUUUCCAGAAAUGGGCAGCAAAAGGGGACCGUAAGUGUGGGACAUGCCGCGCAAAAGUUCCUAUCAAGAUGGUACAGAAUCCAAGGAUCAACCUUACUCUUGUGGCUGCCCUUCGUUUGGCUAAGGAUUCUGAAUCUGCUUCUGUGGCUACCACAAAGGUUCAGCAUUAUAUAAGUAACCAAGAACGGCCUGCUACAGCUUUUACAACUGAGCGGGCCGUAUUGGCCGGUAAAGCUAAUGCGUGUUGCGGGAAGAGAUGGGUGACUUCUCCUUCUGACCAUUUUGGUCCAAUAGGUCCCGAAUAUGAUCCAACCAGAAACCGCGGGGUUUUGGUUGGUGAUAUUUGGGAGGAUAGGUAUGAUUGUAAGCAAUGGGGCGCUCACAACUCUCAUAUGGCUGGAAUCUCUGGGCAAUCCUCCUACGGUGCGCAGUCAGUGGCUCUCUCAGGUGGAUAUGAAGACGAUCAAGACCACGGAGAAUGGUUUCUCUACACUGGAAGUGGAGGAAGAGACUUGUCUGGCAACAAAAGAACCAACAAGGAACAGUCCUUUGACCAGACGUUUACCAAUGGAAAUGAAGCUCUGAGUAUUAGUUGCAUAAUGGGGUAUCCCGUACGGGUUAUCAGGACCCACAAGGAUGUGCGUUCUGCAUAUGCCCCCAUUGGUGGGAAAACUGUCAGAUAUGAUGGGGUUUACAGGAUUGAGAAGUGUUGGAAAAAUGUUGGAGUACAGGGCUUUAAGGUGUGUCGUUAUCUUUUUGUAAGAUGCGACAAUGAGGCUGCUCCAUGGACAAGCAAUGAGCAUGGUGAUCGUCCAAGACCUUUGCCCAACAUUUCUGAGCUUAGCAAUGCCAUUGAGCUGAUUGAGAGAGAGGAAAGCCCAUCUUGGGAUUUUGAUGUAGCAGAUGGCACGUGGAAAUGGGUGAAGCCACCACCUGCCAGCAGACAGCUCGCCAACAUGAAUAAAGGUCAAAAGAGGGGAAGAAAGAGUAGCAGAGACAAACUUUUGGAAGAGCUGAGUUGCCUAAUCUGUCGGGACAUGAUGAAAAAUCCUGUGACAACGCCUUGCGCACAUAACUUCUGCAAGGAUUGCUUAACCGCAAAAUUUGCUGGGAUCUCUCAAGUGAAUGUGAGGAGCAGAGGUGGCCGCACGCUACGUGCUAUAAAGAACGUUAUGAAAUGCCCUUGCUGCAAUAACGACAUUGCCGACUUUCUCCAGGAUCCACAGGUGAACAGAAAGUUGAAGAGUCUGAUAGAGAACCUGGAGAAGAAAGAGAAGGAUUAUGAAGAAACCUCCUCUGGAGGAGGAAACACAGAAGAAAAAGAAGAUGAAGAUGUAGAUGAUGAAGGAGAGGGAGAGGAAGAAGGAAAAAAAGAGGAGGAAGAACCUAAAAUUGUGGCUGAAGAUGAACCACCAACAAAGAAAAUCAAGCUGGUGUAACUAGGUAUCUUUUACCUAUCAGUAAAAUAGUUUUGGACUUGUCCUUAACUCUGUUUUCUGUUUUAAUAUUGCGAACUCAAAAACAUAUUAUUUUGGUCCUUAUUUGAAACAAAUGGCACCCUGUAUUCCAUAUAUAAAGUAUUUUGUUUUUUUUUAAUA